AUGUCUCAUAUAGUUUCAUUGCGUAGCGCAUCAUUACGAGCUCUACGCUCGAAUUCAACAGCUGCAGCAGCUGUUGUAGCUGGUACGAAAUGUACAGCAUAUCCACAUCGAUCGAGUUUAUAUCAACAACAAUAUUCAUCGUCUACUUUAUCUUCAGCAUCAACUCGAUUUGUAUCAACAGAAAAUAAUAAAUUUACAAACCGAAGACUUUCUGAUCAAACACUCAUUGAUUCAUCAAAUGGCGGCGUCUAUGCAUUGACUCGACGUCUUCAUACAAGUCCUAUUCUUUUCGAUUCAGUAACUGUGUCAACACCAUCAUUUCCUGAAUCGGUUAAAGAUGGUACAAUACGUUUUUUAAAAAAAGUCGGCGACAAAAUUUCUGCUGAUGAAACAAUAGCUGAAAUUGAAACAGAUAAGACAAAUCUAAGUGUUAAUUCACCACAAGGAGGUGUUAUUGAAGAAUUACUUGUUGCUGAUGGUGACAAUGUAACAUCCGGUGCAGUAGUAGCAAAAGUUAAUACAGCUGGUGGUGGCGUUCAUCCUCAAUCAGCUAAAAAAGAAAGAGCUGCAUCAGAAAAAGCUGAUGCCGAAAAAGCUAAAGAAGAAUCAUCAAAAAAAUCAUCUGAUACUAGUGGUGCAGCUCCAACUAAAACACCUUCUGUACCUUCAACACCCAAAGGUCCACAACGUGAAACUUCAACAUCUCAAAUUUCGGUUACACCUGCUAAACAACAACAACAGCAAGCACCAAGUAGCGGUGGAGGUGAUCCAAAUAAAAUAAGUGGUACACGAUCAGAAACAAGAGUUAAAAUGACACGAAUGCGAUUAAGAAUUGCUGAACGUCUUAAAGAAGCACAAAAUACAUGUGCAAUGUUAACAACAUUUAAUGAAAUUGAUAUGAGUAAUAUUGUUGAAUUUCGUAAAAAAUAUGCUGAUCAAUUUCUUAAACGUCAUAAUAUGAAAUUAGGAUUUAUGUCUGCUUUUGUUAAAGCAUCCGCAUGCGCACUUGUUGACAAUCCUAUUGUCAAUGCAGUUAUUGAUGGAAAUGAAAUUGUCUAUCGAGAUUAUGUUGAUAUUAGUGUAGCUGUUGCUGCACCAAAAGGUUUAGUUGUACCAGUUAUUCGCAAUGUUGAAAGAAUGAAUUAUGCUGAAAUUGAACGAACAAUUGGUGAAUAUGGUGAAAAAGCAAAAAAAGGUUCACUUGCAAUUGAAGAUAUGGAUGGUGGUACAUUUACAAUAAGCAAUGGAGGAGUAUUUGGCUCAUUAUUUGGCACACCAAUUAUUAAUCCACCGCAAUCAGCUAUUCUUGGUAUGCAUGGAAUAUUUGAUCGACCAGUAGCUAUUAAUGGCAAAGUUGAGAUUCGUCCAAUGAUGUUUGUAGCACUUACAUACGAUCAUCGUAUAUUGGACGGUCGAGAUGCUGUCCUAUUCCUCCGAAAAAUUAAACAAUAUGUCGAGGAUUCACGUUCAAUCUUUCUCGAAUUAUAA
Adineta steineri is the source of this 1488-nucleotide messenger RNA. The record is from the annotation of a GenBank genome assembly. NCBI's taxonomy places the organism in Eukaryota, Metazoa, Rotifera, Eurotatoria, Adinetida, Adinetidae.